AUGGGGAGCACCAGGGGUCAGCAGUCGGGGGUGGGUGGGUGUAGGCCCUGGAGCUCUGCAGUGCUUCUUCUCUGGCUGCACCUCCUGCCACCUGUGGCCAGUAACUCUACACCCUUGUCAGAGAUAUGUGGCAGGCCUCAGUUUACAGGGAAGAUCUUUGGAGGUAAUGCAGCAAAACCUGGAAGGUGGCCGUGGCAGGCCAGUCUGCUCCUGGGUAACCAACACAUCUGUGGAGCUACCCUCAUCGACAAGAACUGGCUGAUCUCUGCAGCCCACUGCUUCCAGAGGUCCCACAACCCAUCCAGCUACCGAAUCCUGCUGGGCUACAACCAGCUGAGCAAGCCCACAAACUACAGCCUGAUGAUGACCGUGCAUAAGCUCAUUGUCCACGAAGACUAUAACAAAUAUCACCGCAUGUCAAAUGACAUCGUCCUGAUGCAACUGCACCGGCCUGUGGAGUUCAGUUCCCAAGUCCUCCCUGCUUGUCUCCCAGAUGCAGACUUGCAGCUGGAUCCCUUUACUUCCUGCUGGAUAACUGGCUGGGGGAUGCUUACUGAAAACACAUUCCUGCCUCAACCCUUACAACUGCAGGAGGGGGAAAUGAGUCUCAUAGAGCAAAAUCUGUGUGCAGGCCAUUAUGCACUUCCACCUGGUGUCACGGACCCCAAUGCCUACACAGUGCAGGAAGACAUGCUGUGUGCUGCAGAAUUUUCAACACAGAGAUCUAUCUGCAAAGGAGACUCCGGGGGUCCCCUUGUCUGCCCAGUACAAGGAGUCUGGUAUCUGGUAGGAGUGACCAGUUGGAGCUCAGAAUGUUUGAAGCCUGUGGGCCCAAGCGUCUUUGCCAAGGUCUCCUACUUUUCCCCGUGGAUUCAAGAGAAGAAGAGUGCCAAUCCUGAUCCUGACAUCGCCUUGGCCCCUCCUAUAGAAAAGCCCCCAGCCCUGACUACCUUUAAUUCUCAGGACACUAUCAAGCCCCAGGUUUUCAUGGUCCUGCUGUCUUUUCAUAUCUUCCUGUUGUAGCUCAUUUUGCUCAGGAAUAGGUGACGGACCCACAGCAUCCCGAUGUCCAGGCUUCACCACAAGUCCCCUGGCUGAGCUCUGCACUACCCUUCUGUGCUUCUCCCUUUGGGCUUGCCUGUCCAUCUGAGGCCAACUAUGUUCCAGGACUGACAAAAUAAAAGCAA
Messenger RNA from Cavia porcellus (domestic guinea pig), 1187 nucleotides. Its product is annotated as serine protease 40-like. Gene Ontology annotation, molecular function: serine-type endopeptidase activity. The coding region runs from base 1 to 1023 and encodes 340 amino acids. The transcript has 5 exons. The record is from RefSeq and is a predicted model, not a curated record. NCBI's taxonomy places the organism in Eukaryota, Metazoa, Chordata, Mammalia, Rodentia, Caviidae. Gene Ontology annotation, biological process: proteolysis.